Molecule: messenger RNA, 4451 nt
Organism: Lymnaea stagnalis (great pond snail)
Lineage: Eukaryota; Metazoa; Mollusca; Gastropoda; Lymnaeidae
Source: the annotation of a GenBank genome assembly
CGUUAGGUAUAUGGAAAAGGUUUUAACUUGUAAGUAUAUCUGUUAUGUCAUGUAGCUUAUAGACCUUCUUCAAUGUUUAAAUAGCCAAUUGAGUACCCUGAUAAUAAUAGUUUUAAAAUGUUAAUAAGGCUUCUUGCAUAAGUUGCAUUGAUUAAUUUAUUAAUCCUCUAAGAAUGAUUAUCAUGGAGCAGGCUUUAAAAAAUGUAAAUGAGUAAAUCUUGUAUUAGACCAAUUCUUUUUUUUUUAAAUAACAAUUUGGUAUUUACUUUACAUUGUUCACUUUUAUUAAAUUUAGAUUUUUAAAAAGUAAUUUUAAUCCAAUUUAUUUAAUUUUAUAUAUAGCCAUAUGCCUACUGUUUUAUAUAUAUUUAUAUACCAUGCUUCCACACCAUUUAAGUAGAGCUUCAUUUUAAAUUUGCAUUUUUGUUAGUAAUUUUUAAAAAAAAUUAGUACCAUUUUCAAUAUAUGCGUUAUGGGAAUUUUCGGUGUGACUAUGUCAAUAAAGGCUGCAAUUUUAAAAGUUUAAAUUUUGUUUAUUGUAUAUUUAAUUUGAAAAGUGUAAUGUUGGCUUCCUGAAUGUAUGUUUUCAUAGUGAAGCUGAACGGCAACCGCAAGGUAACUGGUACUCUCAGAGGGUUUGAUCCUUUUAUGAAUCUUGUUGUUGAUGAUGCUAUUGAGGAGACAAAAUCUGGAGAAAAAAGGAAUAUUGGCAUGGUGGUAAAUAGAUGCAUUUUUUCUUCUACUUGUUUAGAAAUAGAUUAUUCAGUGCCUCCUUGUGGCUAAUUUUAAAUUUAUAACAAAUUAGUUUCUGUUUGGGUAGCAUCGAUUAAUUGUAUUUUUCUUUGAAAUGCCUGUUGUAAUUAUAACUUGCAGGUUAUUAAUAUUUUUAUUUCCCAAUUAAUUGUGUUACCGGUACUGUGAAAAGUGUACUAUAAUAACUGUGUGAAGUGACAUGUGCGAGCACUAUUCUUUUGGCUAAACAUUUUAACCUUGUGGGUCUAGAUUGCCUCUGAUCCCUACCAAGACAAGCUGACUUCCAUUUUCAUAGCUCAGGGGUUGGCGAACCAGGGUAAAUAAGCCUGCAAAGUAAAAAUCAAAAAUUCAUCAGAGAUCUCCAUAGACUAUAGGCAUAAAAUAAAGUUAUAUAAAAAGCGUGAUCCUUCUUACUGAAGAAUUUAUUUUUUCGGGCAGGAUUAAUAUAAAACACACCUAACAUGACUACCAGUGGCAGCUAGCUAAAUCACACAUCUUCAUUUAUAUUUAAAUAAGUAUACAUCAUUUUCGCAUGGUCACCUAUUGAUUUUUAUAUUGUUUUCUAAGACAGUGCUGUCAAACCUUUUUGACUCCUGGGGCAAAUUUUUUUUUCUUGAUACAGAGGGCCAAUUUUGUAUGUGAUGUUGGUCAUUGCAGAGAAUCCAGUUUCACAGUGGUAUGUGCUUCCAAACAUCGUCUAUCUUUUUACAACAUUUGUGAAGAAGCCUAGGUCAUCCAGAAUUCAAUUGGCUAGACAUUGUUAUAUUUUUCACAGAGACAUAUUAUGCAGAAUCUCGAUGAUUUUAAGCUUCACUGACCUCCAUCUGCCCCUAAUAAUGUCAUCUUUAUGGCUACUAUUGAGAUAUCACUUGUAAAGGGAUUUUCAACGUAAAAUCAAAACAGGACUAAGGCUAAGAAUAUCUUUAAAAUGAUCUGUGAAAUCUAACUUAAGCUUUUUUAACAAUAGACCAGCUCUGGAAGUUGUUGUGUAGCCCAUGCAAGAACUGAGUAAAAUUUGACUGAUUCAGUUGAGUAAUGAAGUCCAGCUUGAUUCUAAAACAAUUCUUUCUUUCAUCAGCAUUGGUAAGAUUUGAAAAAGCCUUUGUAUAUUUAGAUUACAUUUUUUAAGGUGAUCUGUGAACGUCUCAAUGUAAAUGUAAUUUAACAAAGUGUCCUUUGCCUUGGAUCUGAGAAACAGCUUCACUUCUUCAAAUUAGAUCCCAGAAUCUUGCCAGCAUUUUCCCUUUGCUCAGUCAACAAACAUCAGUAUGUAGAAGAGAAUCCCCAAAAUUUCGUUCAUAUUCUUCCAACAAAGUCUUCAACUUAAACUGCCUGUGGUUUAAAUAGAUUAGCUUGAAUGAAAAUACAUUUUCACUAUGCCAUCCUUAACAUUUUUCAGUGCUUCAGCUUUGAGUAAAAGCAAUUGCUGGUGAAUUAUACAAUGAAACGCUUGAGUGUCUGGAAAAACAUCAGCCAUCAGCAAACCAAUCAGGCCAACUCUCCUUCCCAUUUUGCUGGAGCACAAAAGCUUCUUCAAAUCAAUCCUGUUCUUUAAUAGAAAUGCCUUCAGUGCCUCAUUUUUUUAUAUACAUCCUUCAUUCGGGUUGUAUUUUUUCCUGAAGUAGUGCCAAUAAUUCUUCUUUAUUUUUAAUCCAUGUCAAGUCUAACCCAAGGUUGGACUAUGUCAAUGAUAUUACUGAUAUCACAGGACAGGUAGCAUUUUUCAAAUCAUGAAGCAGCUGCUCAAAUAUAUAUCCCAGGGCAUACUUUCAAGACAUCUUGCUAGAGUCUGGUGGGAAAGCUAAAGAUUAAAUUUUUUUAUAUGUUUAUUCCUUUGUUUUUAAAUUCAGCAAGCAAUGAAUCUGCACAUUCUUGAAAAACAAAGUGUCAGUCUCUCCAUCGUAUUAUGGUCUUUGCUUCUUAGUUGAUCUUCAGUAGCACAGUCGCUUGAGCUAAAAGAAAAUGACGAAAACAUUUCUUCUGUCGUCUCCUACCUUUGUUUCAAUUGUAUAUUCUUUCUCUAAAUCUGCAUGCACUGACUUGUGUCUCUGUAGAUUGGCCCUUUUCAUAACAGAAAUAGAAGUCUGGCAUCUAAAACACUCUGGCUUUUCAUUAAACAGUGAAAAUACAAAUUCCAGUUCUCAUGAAGUGUUAAAAGUUCAGUAUUUUUCUGUUUUUAUUUUACUUGCCAUUUUGACUUUUAUCUUUUUAGAAAUAAAAAUACUUUCUAAAUUCUAGAAUCGCUAUUUCUGUCUCUCAGAAUUUUCCUUGACUGAAUUGCAUUAACUACAAACAUUGCUAUCUACACAUGGAAUUGAUCAUAUUCUGAUCACAGGUAUAAAUCCAAGUUCAUCUAAAAAAAUACAGGAUGGACAUACUGCCCCCACCGGACAGACUGCCUAUUUCGUUUCAACUGAUUCACAUUUUCUUCCAGUCAUUUUCUACAUCUGUAGUACCACAUAUCUCAUCUUGUUAACUCCUGUCUUAUCAAAUGCCACCACUUCUCCUGUGCUAUCCCAACAAUACUGAAUCACUGAAUGUCGAUUUUUUUUCCUACCUCAAUCUAACAUGUUUUUUUGUACACAAAUAUUUUUAUCUCAUUUAAAACCUGUCCACAGGCAGCGGGUUGGACAGCACUGCUCUAAGACUUUGCCAGUUUUACAGCUCUUUGACGAAGUAGUCAUUUAAGUUCCUGUCUCCCAACAACCCACCUCUACCAAUAAGGAUUUUCCACUCUUAUGAUAGUAAAAAAGAUGCAGAGAGAUCAUUUGAAUAUUGAAGACGACAUCAAAAAUCAAACACCUAUAGUAUCAGAGCGCCCAAAUUUUGUUUUAACGUUAAAAAAUGAAACAUUAAUUCUCCAAAAAGUAAUGACAGGAAGAAAAAAAUGAUUUCAAAAAUCCUUUUGUUCCAUAAUUAUGAUUUUAUUAACUUAUUUUAUCGUGGUACAUUAUUUUUUUAUAUUCAUAUUUAUUUGAACCACCCGUUUGACCUUGGUUGAAGUAUGCUUUUGAGAAGUGAAUAUUUGUUGUUGAGAUUUGUUGCACAAAAAAGGCAGAUUGAUGAUUAAAUUGAUUAAUCAACAAAAUGAACAAUUAUCUCUAGUGCUUUUUUUUCUAUUUUAGUAUUUUUAAAUUUUAUUUUUUCAGGUUAUCCGUGGCAACAGUGUGGUGCUGUUAGAGUCUCAAGAAAGAAUUUAAUUCAGUGUAAUAUUUUCAUUUCUUUUCUCUUAACCAUUAUCAUCUCAUUUGUACAGUUAAUCAUCUUCAUUGAAUGCAUGGGUGAGGAAUAACAUUGUACUUUUUUAAAAAUUAUGCGUUAGUAUUUUAAUGAGCCCCUUCCUUUUUUUGUAUUUGUAUACUGUACCGUAACUGUAAACUAAAGAUAUGAUAUUUGCCUUCCAAUAUGAUGGGGAAGACUUAUUACAUUAAAAUAUUUCAAGAAUCUGCUGUUUUGGAGACAGUCCUUAUAGCAAAUAGAAUGCCAUUUUAAAGAUAUUUGUUUCAAAAUGUUUAUACCGUAAGUAAAUAUUUGCCGUUAUCCGUAAUGCAUUUGCAUUGGAUUAUUUAGCUGAAUUUGAAUGAGUGCUAUUUUUUAUAGACUGAAUGAAUAUUGUUUUGUUUUUAUUUUAUAAUAAAUGCCAUAAAUAAAUGGAAGAAAAAAGAAGUUUUCAUUGUCAUUCACUGCAGUCAACAUUU